This is a messenger RNA of Tripterygium wilfordii, 2246 nucleotides long. Its product is annotated as pentatricopeptide repeat-containing protein At1g07740, mitochondrial. The transcript has a single exon. The record is from RefSeq and is a predicted model, not a curated record. The coding region runs from base 113 to 1513 and encodes 466 amino acids. Lineage: Eukaryota; Viridiplantae; Streptophyta; Magnoliopsida; Celastrales; Celastraceae. Gene Ontology annotation, molecular function: protein binding.
CCUAUGUGGGACUCCAGGCUGCAUCAUAAGGAUGGUGUAGCACUUUCUACCGAUCAGAGCGGCUAUAUAUACACCAGCAAAUCGCUUGACUGCCAUUUCUUUCUCCGCUUCCAUGAUCCUGUCAAGAACAAAAGUUAUCAAUACCGGGCGAUGGGUCCUAAUUUAUCAGUACAUUGAUCAGACACCCUCUCAAUCUUACCACACUCACCGUUUGAACAACAGACACAACUCCAAAUCCAAGCCUGUUCAACGUCAUACACCGAGAAUCCCACGCCGACCAAUACCUUUCGUUACCGAUGUCAAAGAAGUACCAGACCCAGAUAAAGCAUUGUCUCUCUUUCACGAAUAUCAUCAAAUGGGUUUUAGACAUGAUUACCCCUCAUAUUCUGCUCUUAUAUACAAGCUCGCUCGCUCUCGAGACUUCGAUGCUGUUGACACGGUGCUUGGUUAUAUCCAAGAUCAUAACAUUAGCUGCAAAGAGGCCCUUUUCAUUGCGCUGAUUCAACAUUAUGGAAAAGCCAAUUUGGUUGAUAAGGCGAUUGGGCUUUUCCAUAGAAUGACUUCUUUCAACACAGUCCGCACUAUACAGUCUUUCAAUACGAUUAUUAAUAUUCUUAUUGAUAACGACAGGUUUCCUGAUGCCAAUAACUUAUUUGAUAGGGGCCAUAAUCUGGGUUUUCGAUUAAAUUCUGUAUCAUUUAAUGUGAUGAUCAAGUGGUGGUUACAGAAGGGCGAGUGGGAGGAGGCAUGCAAGGUGUUUGAGGAAAUGCUUGAGAGGGAAGUGCAGCCAACUGUUGUGACUUAUAACAGUCUUAUAGGGUAUUUGUGCCGGAAGGGAGACUUAGAUAAAGCAAAGGCUUUGCUUGAGGACAUGAUCAAGAAAAAGAUAUACCCCAAUGCUGUGACAUAUGCGUUAUUGAUGGAAGGUUUAUGCUCAAAAGAAGAGUAUGCAGAGGCCAAGAAGGUGAUGUUUGAUAUGGAGUAUCGAGGAUGCAAACCGCGGCUUAUUAACUUUGGUGUCUUGAUGAAUGAUCUGGGAAAGAGAGGAAAGUUUGAGGAAGCAAAAUCUUUGCUUGUUGAGAUGAAGAAGAGGCGGUUUAAGCCUGAUGUCGUUACUUAUAAUAUACUGAUUAAUUAUAUUUGCAAGGAGGGAAGGGUGGAGGAGGCCAACAAAGUUUUGACUGAGAUGCAGGUUAAGGGCUGUCCUCCCAAUGCGGCCACUUUUCGAAUGAUGGUUGAUGGGUUUUGCAAGGUUGGUGAUUUCGUGGGAGGUCUGAAGGUUUUGAAUGCCAUGUUGACAAGUAAUCACUGCCCACGCUUGGAAACUUUUGGUUGCAUGAUUUUGGGGCUUGUGAAGUGCGGGAAGAUUGAUGAGGCUUGCUUUGUCAUGGAGCAGAUGGUAAAGAAAAAGAUGAGGCUUGGUUUAGAGGAUUGGGAAGCUAUAGUUGGAGAUAUUUGUGGUGAAGACACAGAUGCAAGGGAAAUUGUUUCUGAACUCAUUUCAGCCGCAUAAUAGCGCCAGGAACAGAAGAUCAUCACCAUAUGGCAUGUUGUUGGUUAAGUGCUUGUCCGAUCAGUAUCAUCGUUUCAUUGCUUGGACUUGGAAUGAAUAUGAGAGAAUGGAGAUUUUAUAUGAAGAUAUUUAUGGUGAGUCAGUCACUGGUGGCUUUGUCCAUGACUAGACACAUCUUGCAAACUUUCGAGGUCCAUGGCAUUCGGCUAUGAGAAAGUAGUUGGUCAUUUGUUGUGGAACGAAAUGGAGAUGAAAAUUUGGAAAGCUCAGAAAUUCUACCGCUAAUAUUUGGGAUGACGUACAGGUGGGCUUGUAAUUGAUCUAUGACUCCCUAUGAACAGCACCAUGGAAAGAGGUCUGGUACUUGAAACAUACGCCAUUGUAGAUGGGUUAUGAAUGCCAAGGCCAUAAGUUUGUUCUAGAUGGCCUCUUAGGCUCGGUGCAUAAUUUUUUUUUUAUGGCAUUGUGUAUUAAAGAUCCGGAAAGAUGUGAGGAUUCUUCCUUCUUUAUAAAUCCGAUGUGGGUUUUUUCUUCUAUCCACAGAAACCCAUAGAUUGUUUUGGGGUUUGGAUUUAUGACAUUGUGGACACAUAAAUCAUCCUUGAAGUUGAUAGACUUGCAGUUGCAGGGGAUCGCUUGUAUUCAUAUUUUUUUUUUUUUUUUUUGAGAAGAAAUGUAGACUUCAUUAAACCAAACUGGGGUUAUGGUCCGAAUCAAGAACAAUUCUAAGGAA